Messenger RNA from Malania oleifera, 619 nucleotides. Its product is annotated as zinc finger A20 and AN1 domain-containing stress-associated protein 5-like. Gene Ontology annotation, molecular function: ubiquitin-protein transferase activity; zinc ion binding. NCBI's taxonomy places the organism in Eukaryota, Viridiplantae, Streptophyta, Magnoliopsida, Santalales, Ximeniaceae. The record is from RefSeq and is a predicted model, not a curated record. Bases 199 to 519 code for a protein of 106 amino acids. Gene Ontology annotation, biological process: protein ubiquitination. The transcript has a single exon.
AGAUUCCUGAGGGCAUUAUCGUAAAAUCACUAAAAGGAUAUGCCCAACCCCUACGAGACGAGACGAGGCGAGACAUUUCGCCCCUUCCCAUUUUCGCCCGCCUUGUCAACACUCUCUCCCUUUCUCUCUCUCUCUUAAACCCAAUUAAAUUCCCGACUUUCUCCUUCUCUCUCUCUCCCUGACAUUUGCAAAUCUCACAUGGCCCAGAAGAGAGAGAGCGAGGAGGAGAUCUCCAAAACCGCAGCUCCGGCCGGCUUCGCGAGCUCGGAGGGGUCGCCGGAGAUGUCUCAGUGUCCGCCGACGGGGAGAGAGGAGAGCAGGAGGGAGGUGAACCGGUGCUCCGGGUGCAACAGGCGGAUCGGGUUGAUGGGUUUCCGGUGUCGGUGCGGCAACUUGUUCUGCUCCGAGCACAGGUACUCGGAUCGCCACGACUGCGGGUUCGAUUACAAGGCCGCGGGUCGGGCCGCCAUCGCACGGGACAACCCGGUGGUCAGACCCGCAAAGAUCCUCAAAGUUUGAGGGGGGACGAGGGAGGAGGGGCAUGCUGUAAAAUUUGAUAACCGAGUAGGGAUGUGAUUGUCAUUUGAAUAUAUUGUGGAAUAUUAUAUUAUUUUCUAUA